This is a messenger RNA of Ostrinia nubilalis (European corn borer), 1307 nucleotides long. Its product is annotated as amyloid-beta precursor protein-like. NCBI's taxonomy places the organism in Eukaryota, Metazoa, Arthropoda, Insecta, Lepidoptera, Crambidae. The coding region runs from base 1 to 861 and encodes 286 amino acids. Gene Ontology annotation, molecular function: serine-type endopeptidase inhibitor activity. The record is from RefSeq and is a predicted model, not a curated record. The transcript is spliced from 6 exons.
AUGCACUGCGGGCGUGGGCGGCGGCUGCGCACGCGCUUCUACCUCAACCCGGACACUAACGUGCAGGGAGAGCUCACGCGCCGCCUGCUCAACAGCUGGAACCGCCGGUUCGCUGAGCUACAGCAGAUCCAAAUACCGCCAGAGAACAACACAGGUGUGGACCCAGAAGUAGAGCGGCAGGUUCAGGAUCAGAUGGAGAAAUGCCAGUUCACGCUGUCCCAGCAGGAGGCGCUGUGCGACGGAGAAGAUACCAGUUGUUUUGCCAACGCCACAGAAGAAAUCUGUAAGCUACCAUUACUUGUGGGUCACUGCCGGAGCUACGAAGAACGCUGGUUUUAUGAUUCAUCAACCGGCGUUUGCGAGCCUUUUGGGUACACGGGUUGUGGAGGGAACGCCAACAACUUCCGCUCCAGGAAAGUCUGUCUCAGCACUUGUGUGCGCGAUAACCAAACCACUACGACCACGACUUCCACUACAACUACGACUGCUCCUCUGACUACAGUAUCGUCUACGACGUCUGACGUGAUCAUAAAGAAGUUGAAACCGACUACAUCAGCGUCAUCUGAAGAUAACGAAGUUUUGCAAAAUGAUGGCCCAUAUUAUUACGAUGACUUUGAUGUGAAGUGCAGAAUAGGCCCGUGGUUGGGUUGGAGUCACUGCUUUGGGGAGUGCGGCUACGGUGUUAAACUCAACUAUCGAUUGAUUAAGUUCGGCGCUCCAAAAACGGGAAAGCAGUGCAAGAAGUUGAUGAAGAGUCGCGUGUGCAAGCCGGGCCACUGCCGCAAGCUGGUGGCCACGCCAGCGCCUAUCGCUCCGGGGCAAGACAUCGUCGAAGAGCUCACGUAUGAGAUACUAAGCUAAAUAGAUAGUAGAUACCCUCUAACUAAAACAUACGAUACGAAUUGACCUUCUUUUUUGAAGUCGGACAGAAACGCAAAUAUUUACGCGCUUUUGCGUUACACGCGUGGAGUCAUUGAGAUGGUUCGUUUCAAAGAAGAGUUGGCGAAAUUAAGCCAAGCAGUCGGUGGAUUAAAGGAUUUUUGAAGUACUACAUUAUUGAAUGUCAUAGACAAGGAUUUUUGAAACUAUUGAAUGUUAUAGAAAUAGAGAUUUACAUGUUGAAUUAAUAAUACAAAUAAGAAGUAGUUUUUGUCUGUCUGUAAGGGAUCUAAAAUCUACAUAAGUGAGUCUGGAUCUGGAUAUAUGCAGCAAACAAUCCAACAACAUAUGUGGUGAUUUGAGACUCAAUUUGCUGUUGGCUAAUGCCUGCGCCAUCGAUUCUAUGCGGAGAAGAAGAAUACGGAGAA